CGCACGCUUCACUCUGCAGCCUCUUUAUCACACACACUGCAGCACAUCAGCACACACACUCCCACACACACGCAGUUUAACUUCUUCAUCUCUCAGAGAAAAGUGACGGAAAAAAACAAGAUGGGAAAAAUUAACGGAUGCCUCAAGUGCCUUUUUAUCUUCUUCAACGUGCUGUUCGCAAUCUUGGGAUGCGUUCUGGUCUACGGGGCGGUGAAGGUCAGCACCUACAGCCACCAGAUGUCGGCGGUUGGGAGCCCGAGCCUGGGAUGGAUUUGGGUGUUUGCGAUCGGCAUUCUUGGUAUUUCCUGCUUGGGAAUCUAUGCAGGCAGCUCAGAGAAGGAGCUCGCCCUCAAAAUAUUUGCAGGCUUCAUGGGCGUCGGAAUGAUCAUCAUGCUGAUCUUUGGCAUCAUUGUUGCUGUCACAAGGAACAAGCUGAAGGCCGGCCUGGACAGCGUGGCUGCUGAGAUUGCGAAGCCCUUAAUGGCAGAUGAGGAACUAAGAGCAGCGCUUGAUGAGCUGCAGCAAACUGUUCAUUGCUGUGGAGUUGUGGGCCCGACCGACUGGGGUCAGACAAUCCCUCAGUCCUGUAGGUGCUCUGGAAGUGGUUAUGGAUCAUUUGGAUCAUAUGGAGGAUCUGAAUGCAAAGCCAGACCUCAGGGAACCACAGGCCCCGACAAAGUCUUUGCAAAGCCCUGCAGUGAGAUCAUCUUUAUCUGGAUCGACCUCGUCUUCCAGAUCAGCAUGGGUUUCCUCUUUGGAUUUGCUGUCACGGCACUGCUGGGCCUGCUGGUUUCCCUCCUGAUGAUCCGUCAGGUCAGACGCCACGACGGCGUGGGAGGAUCGUCCAUGGCUAUGAAGGGCUACUGAGAGGAGCCGUCCUCCCCUGACUCUUAACCUCUGCACUAUAGUGGUCCAUACGUGACCUCUUCUUCUUUACUUUUUUAUGACAUCGGUGUCUUUUGAGAGCGACGGAGGCAGCAGGAGGCAGAGGGAUGAUGAUGAUGAUGAUGAUGUGAUGCGCUGCAGGAAGAUUUCACUUGGGAGCGAAAGUGCUGCCUUGCGGCAUCUUUCUCUUCCGGCUUUCUAUUGUAGAAAAUAUUGCAAACAUUUAUUUUUUUGUGAAUCAUUUUAUCUGUUUGUGUUCUUUGAUGGUGUGCAGUAUAUAGCAGCCUUAUGUAACAGAGAUAUUAUGUAGAAACAGUGGCUAUGCUCAGCCUUCACCACAUCUGGCUACAGCUCAAUUAACCCGAGGAGGUCAGAACAUCAGUUAUUAGCGGCAGACUUUUGAAAAUCCUCUUGCUUUUCAUCUUAAGCUCCGGGCACACCAGAAAAUAAAGUUUCUUAAAGCAUGUUUGGGAAAAUGUGACGCUGGGGUGUAGCUGCUGAGCUAAUUGCUAAUGCUGUCCGGGAACGUGCUGGUGCCUCGCGCUCCUCCAGCUAAAUGUCUGUAGCUUUAAGUUCCUGUGACUGUCAGCUAAUGUCUUCACCAGCUGCCAAAUCCAGAUUUUCAAUUUUUACUGACAGUAACUAAUGACCACAAACAGGUCUAAGAUGAAUUCUUCUAAACCUGGAUUUGUAUUUCUGGAGGAAUUACCAACAUUUGGAGUUUGGAAAAGCGUGAAAAAGCUUCACAGCCUCCUCGGGUUAAAGCAGAGCAGCAGCAGAAAAAGAACAGCAAAUAUUCAUUAUCUCCAAAGCUAUGUGUAUGUCCACGUAAAGCACUUCAGUCCUGUAAAAACAGAGCACUCCACUGGACUUCAGGGCAGAAAUCACAUUACAACAAAAUCUGUUGAGAGCAGGUAACAUCAGACAAAAUCCCAUCUACAAUGAAAACGAUUCUGUGUGUGAGGCAAAGUGAAGAUAAGAAUAUAAAACUCACACACUGUGGAUGAAGCUCAGGGUUAAGUUCUCACAUCUCCCACAGACAAUAAACAUCCCAUCACAACAAGAAACAGGACAGGUGAUUUAAACAGAAGACAGGUGCUGUGAGAGGAGUCUUUCUGUUGUAAAAUCUGUACUCAUUUUGUUUCAGAAUAAACUGCAGAGACUGAAUAUCCA
Molecule: messenger RNA, 2058 nt
Organism: Scatophagus argus
Lineage: Eukaryota; Metazoa; Chordata; Actinopteri; Scatophagidae
Product: 23 kDa integral membrane protein-like
Exons: 9
Coding region: 121-867 (248 amino acids)
Cellular component (GO): membrane
Source: RefSeq, a predicted model, not a curated record